Fusarium odoratissimum NRRL 54006 is the source of this 1425-nucleotide messenger RNA. RefSeq lists its product as uncharacterized. The transcript has a single exon. The coding region runs from base 318 to 1340 and encodes 340 amino acids. The record is from RefSeq and is a predicted model, not a curated record. NCBI's taxonomy places the organism in Eukaryota, Fungi, Ascomycota, Sordariomycetes, Hypocreales, Nectriaceae.
AUCCAAGACAGCAAUGCUGAUCAAAAUGCUUCACGUUAUGCAUCCUUCACUUAUGUUACCAGGCGUUGGUAUACUGGAGCUAGUACCAGUCAUUUCCCAUAAGUGUUCAACCUAUUUUUUACAAUAUUAAAAGGUCAAUUCAACUCCCUUUACUAACCUCGGUCCCGGCUGACUGCCGUGAUGUGUCUGACAUUGGAGCCUCACUCAAUAUUGCCUACAAGUCUUGGACCACUUCCACCCUCAUAUCCCCUCUGGGGCUACUCACUCGUUUCAGAACAGGGCCUCGAAUAUACUCUCCUACACGCUGGGUCGAAGAAAUGCCGGAUCUUUUCACUCAACAAGUGAUCAUUAACUGCUGGUCAGUUUCUGCCAACGAUCCCAACCUCUCUAAGCGGAAGAACAAGUCCCAGGGCCCUCUACAAAUCAGUGCCAUACUCUGCGGCAGAGACUACGGCCUCAUUUCCAAAAAUAUAGUAGAGAAGCUUUUGGGUACAAGCGAGAAGCAUACUUCUGGGCUCCCUUCCGUGGUAGAAAUCUCCUGGACCCUAUCUGGUUCUGAGCAGGACUUGGAGACGAGCCAGGUUCGUGUCAUUCCUGGGCUAGAGCAAGACCUCGUCCUUGGCGAUAAUACCGAGGAAUUGUAUCAGAGUGUCCACCUUACUCCCCCAGCACAUUCCCAGGGAUCUAAACCAGAAGAGUAUGGGCCAAGUACUUCUUGUUCAGAAGCCCUGCCCUUCCAAUUCAACACCUCGGAAGACUUUAAGAGUCAAGGCAUCAUCCCCAAGAAUCAACAAUCUCAAGAAAUUCUCAAGCAGCUAUUGGGUCGCUGCCGCACAAGAGCCCAAAGCCCUCUCCCCCACCACAAAACCGUAGCUUCAGAGCCAGAACAACCCGAAGGACCAUCAAAAAUUAGCACUGACUCCUUGUGCGGACCUUUUGAUAUCUCGUCCAACACAUCUGAUUCAGAUGGGAAAUGGAUCAUGCCGCCCAACGACAAAUUGCACAGAGAGAGGACUUCCUCGCUGCAGCCUUCGGAUACUGAUAGUCUGGUCGACCCCAGUGAAAAUAUUGCCUGGGAGGUAUCAACUGAAGCAUCUCAAGCUCUUUCUCACAGUUUCCAAUUCCAUGGUUGGUCUCUGGUAGACACAGCCUCAGCAGAUACCCAUCCAAGUACCCCUGAAUGGGUGGAAGACCAGAACACUACCCAUGAGUCUCAGAACGAUGAUUUCGCCACGCACCCAGGCCACCGUUUCUGGGAAUGGGACGUCGAGAGGCAGCUUUGGCGUCGAAAGGGUCAAAACGGAUCGGACGAGAGAGAUUGGUUUGAAAUCAUUCAAUAACAAUGGCUUGCUUGUAAGAUACCCAGUCCAAGGAGUUCCUUGAGCAUUAAAAGCUAAAAAUACAUAGCUUCAAUAAUAUGCUGGC